AUGCGAGUAAGUACUAUUGAUGACUGUCUUAAGCUGCAAACAGACUUCGACUCUUUUUCUAUAUGGUCAAGUCCGUUGGGACUUUUACUCAAUCCCUCUGAGUGUCAGGUUUUUACUUUUGGUAAAAUAAAAUCUCCUUUUAAAUUUCCUUAUAGUCUGGGUGAAAACAAUAUUCCACGAGUAUCUGAUUAUGUAACGGACCUUGGCUUCAAAUUAAGUUGUUACCUUGAUCCUAGUUAUCACAUUAAUUACGUGUGUUGUAAGGCAUUUAAAUCACUUGGGUUUGUUAUGAGGUUAUCUAAAGACUUUCAGUUUGAUAUUUCAAUUAAAACGUUAUAUUGUGCCCUUGUCCGCCCUAUUCUUGAAUAUGGUUCUGUUGUCUGGGAUCCCCAUACAGCUAAUGAUUCACGGCAUUUGGAGCGAGUCCAACAUAGGUUUCUGCGUUUUGCGUGUCGCAUAUUGCAUAUCCCUUGUCAUUCACAUGAUUAUUCUCCAGUAGCUAAUGUACUUGGUCUAUCUUCUUUAGCUGAACGUAGACAUACUGCGGGUAUUAGGUUCAUCGAUGGGUUAUUGAAUGGUAAAGUCGAAUCGUCUGCAAUUUUAUCCCUAAUUUGUUUUAAAGUACCUCAGCGUUCAACCAGAUCUACUACUCCUUUUUACGUCCCGCAUUCCACCACAAAUUACAUAGCAAAUGAGCCACUUAGGCGAUUAAUGUCUAACGCCAAUGCGGACACUAACUUCACAUUUUGUUGA
Messenger RNA from Melanaphis sacchari, 753 nucleotides. RefSeq lists its product as uncharacterized. The coding region runs from base 1 to 753 and encodes 250 amino acids. The transcript has a single exon. The record is from RefSeq and is a predicted model, not a curated record. Lineage: Eukaryota; Metazoa; Arthropoda; Insecta; Hemiptera; Aphididae.